GGGGGUGGGGAGGUGUCUCAUGCAGUUCGCACUAGAUGCGCUCAAUUCUGCAAGUAAUAGUCUAAAUCUCACAUUGCGCCAAAAGAAGACGCUGACAGCGGAAGGAAGGGUCGGGUCGAGGGUUCUGCAUAAAGAGUGCGUGCUAAACCCGAGGCUGUUGAGAAGCAGCCACGGGGGCAAGAAUAUGACCGAAGAAGCCAAAAAGCUGGCCGCCUGGGCUGCGGUAAACAAUCACGUGCAGACUAAUCAUGUCCUUGGAAUUGGAAGUGGAUCUACAAUUGUUCAUGCUGUACAUAAAUUGGGCACGCCAGUUGAUUCUGCAGAAUGGCUUGACCUUAAGUGAUUUAGACAGACAUCCUGAGUUGAAUGUUGCUAUCGAUGGAGCUGAUGAAGUUGACUUGGACCUCAGUCUUAUCAAAGGAGGAGGGGGUUGCCUGACACAGGAGAAGAUAGUGGCUGGUUGUGCAAAAAGCUUCAUAGUUAUUGCUGAUUACAGAAAAAAGUCUAAAAACCUUGGAGAACAGUGGAAGAAGGGGAUUCCUAUUGAAGUCAUCCCAAUGGCCUAUGUGCCAAUCACUAAGCUUCUGACCAAUAAAUUUGGAGGUGUUACAGAGUUGAGGAUGGCUGUCAAUAAAGCUGGUCCUGUGGUGACAGACAAUGGAAAUUUUUUAUUGGACUGGAAAUUUGAUAAAAUUCAUAAUUGGAAUGAAGUGAAUGUAGCAAUCAAGAUGAUACCAGGAGUGGUGGAAACAGGUCUGUUCAUCAAUAUGGCAGAGCGAGUUUACUUUGGCAUGGAAGAUGGUUCUGUUAGUGUACAUGAGAAGCCGAUUCACUGACCUCUCACAAUUACACAGCUCUACUUUGCUAUCUUACUCUUAUGAAAAAUUAUCAUCUUGAUGCCAGCCUGACAACUUGCCUUAAAGCAUUUAGUCUGGAUCUCAGUGAAUGGAAUAAAAAGGUCCAGGGAAUGUCAUCUUAAGAUUUAUUUUUUAAUGUAAUUUUUUAAAAGUGAUCAUCAUUUUGAAUGUUUCAAAUUUUUUAUUUUUUUAUAUAAAUAAUGUACAAAAAAGAUACUUUGUGCAGUAUUGGAAUAUUUUGACUCUAGUGCAUUAUGAGGGGAAGAAAGUAAAUAAAAUAUAUGGUUCAAUAAAAAAAAAACCCAAGAUAUAUUUUAUUUGAAAGGGCUGUAUACAGUUAGAAAUCUUUUUGGUUCUGUAUUUUAUGCCUUUAAAAUGAUUUUAAUCAUUAUUUUUAAUUAGAUAAUGUUUUGUUAUAUUCUUUACAGUGCAACUAAUAUUUCAGCAGUUGAUUUUUGUAAUCCAAAUUAAAUUUUAAUUUCUGCUUAGAACUGACUUACUAUAUUUUACAUCUCCUUAAUUGUUCACAUGUUGCCAUGAGAAUUAAUGUGUGAAAAACAGACUGUGUCUGGACUGUUCUAGCCAGUGUCACUGACACCAGUCAAUAGAGACUUGAAUUUAUUUAUAUCAGCACUGUGGGGAAGCCACAUUUUUAAAUGUUUCCAAAACAGCUUGGAAGAAGUCUUGCCACAAAGAUUGCUAAGCCAAUAUGAGCAAUGUAUUUAUUAGUCCCAAUUUUGGUGUGUAAAUUCAGUACUCCAUUAUUUAUUCCUAAUAGCAAAAUAUUCCAGUCUAUUCUCCAAAGUUGGUAGAGACAGCGGUGAUGCAUGGGUUAACUCAGCCAUUAACCAAUAGAACUGAGUCUACCAAAGUGAUGUCAUCGCCUCUGAGGAAUGUCCUCCCGCUUUUUUAGACUCAGUUUGAUUGAAACUGGCUGUGCUAAUUGCUCUCCCCUCAACUUAACUAUUCAAAAUUGCUGAAUUGGCUACUUUAAUCUAUUUUAAUUGGCUUCUCAUCUAAAAAUUUUACUUCUAAAUUCUUAUUGGACAGGAGCGUUGAUAAUAGCUCCUCUCGGAACCAGGGCUCUCAAUUAGCCACAGGGCUUCCUGAGAGGGACUGCCAGGGUUUUCUUCGGAGGCUUUUAGCCUCUUGACUUUGCCUGCGAUUGCAAAGUCUUCCCUGGACUCAGCGCUGCCUAGCACUGGCUGUUGGAGGCUCCGCUUAGCGCUGCCGCUUUCUGCUGGCUGUCUCUCACCGCCAAACGCCGCCGGGAAAGCGCCGCUGCUGCUGCACGCCGCCGCCGCUAAGCACUCCUGCUAGACCGCCACCGCCUCUGCAGCCUCCUCUUAAAGCCCACACUGCCCUCAUUCCUUCCGUGGCCUCAAUUACCUCGUGGCGCCUGGCCCAUAGGUUCUGUAGCCUCAGCAGCAUUUUGUUUUGGUGUGAAGAAGCUCCGGUGGCCAUUUUGAUUCUCCCCUUCGGGACAACAAAGUCAUGAGUACAAGCCAUUGCUUCCUCUCCUGCCCAUGAUCCACAAGUCCCUCCAACUACCCUGGACACUGCUCCCACCACCGAGUCUCCUUCAUCCGGGACCCAGAGGUGCAGACCUGCCCUGGAGGCUCCCCCCACUGAACCCUCUUCCAAGGCUCCCAGGUCUAGUCACAGGACUACAGCCAAUCCAGCUUCACAGGACGAUGGCAAUGCCACUCAGGCUCCUCCCAAAUAGGCCUGAGGCAAGACCAAACAUACGGAAUCCCAUCUGUUUCAGUCUGAGGCCUGUUCAAUCUAGUCCUCCUCCUGACCUAUCUUCUGAUUUGGAGGAUGAUCUCUUCCCUGCAGCAUCCAUUAUCCAACCUGAGGAAGCCAGAGGCACAGGCGAUCUGGCCUGUAGUAGGGAUGAAUCCAAAGGUGGCAGGAGCAUCACUCCUGAUGAGGAGCCCUUGUACCAGAAGGAUAUCUCUUCCCUUUCCUGCCGCCGUUGUUACUCACCUGGCAUGGCUGAUAUCAUAUCUGAGGCCAUUGAACGUGGCAUAGAAGCAAGACUUAAGCACAGGUCUUCUAACCAUUCUACUUCACGCAGGUCUUCUUCUGCUUCCAGAUGCAGGAAAGGUGAUUUCUCGGCCUCCUUCAUCACAUAAGUUACCAGGCAUGUCCAGUCAACCAUUGGUUUUCGGAGAGGAGGAACUCCCUGCAUGAGAUUCAUAUCUUUCUGAAGACGAGGGCCUCCCCCCCGACCCACCUACCUUUGUCGGUCUUUUUAAAUCUGCUGUCUUUCGGUCUCUUCUUUUUAAAGCCAAUAUCGCUGGCAUCCCUUCACCCAAGGCUCCUCAGGGAACGGAGGUGGACACCACCAACCCCCUCUUCAUCCAGCCUAAAGUGAAAAAAGAGGUGAUUCCAUCACCCAGACACUUCAUAGACAUGGUCCAAAACCAAUGGGCAUCACCAGGUACAGGCCUCCUCCCCAAUACCUUGGACAAGCGCCUGUAUAACGUGGGACCAGAACUCACCAAGGCUCUAUAGGUACCUUCUAUUGACUUGUAGUUAGCUUGUCCUCUCCUAACGCAGCCUCAGCAGCUCCGAAGGAGGCUCUUCGCUCUGAAGACAAGAGAAUAGAACAAACUCUGGUCAAGGGACAUCAGGUCUCGGCUUGGGCCGACAGGGCAGCUAUGUCUGCUUCUUUCUUUAGUCACUCUGCACUCUUAUGUCUAAGACAACUUCAAGGGAGACUUCCAGCCAGGGAUUCUAGGGCUCGCAGGGACAUUAACAAAUUGAAGGUGGACCUAGAAUACACUGCAGAUGCCUUCUUAGACGUGGCCCGUUUCGCGUCCAAAGCCAUAGCAUUCUCUAUCACCAUUCACUGGUUCCUCUGGCUGAAGCAGUGGCAGGCGGAGGCCCGAGCCAAAUGGAGACCUGCCUCCUCUUCCUAUUCUUCCCCCCUUCUCUUUGGUUCUCCCUUAAAACCUCUACUAGUAGAGUCCAAGGAUAAGCGGAAUGUCCUGCAACCGGCCACUAAGAAGCAGGAGGGUCGGAAUCAGUCCUUUUAUCGUAGGCAGCCCUUUCGUGGACAGGACGGGGGUUCCUCCAACCCCCGUCCGCAAUGUCAGGCUCCUUCCAGACAGGGCCCCUCCUUCUCCAACAGAUCAGGCAGAACCAACCAGAGAUUCCAGCCCAGAAAGUCAUUCAAGGAUAAUACCAACCGUCCCUAUAAGAGGCAGAAGUGACUGCCUGGAGGAUCUCCUGAUCGGGGGACAUCUUGCAACCUUUGCGGAUCAUUGGGACGACAUCACCAAUGACGUGUGGGUCAGGUCCACUAUCAGAUUCGGCCUUCUCUUGGUCUUGCGCUCCAGCCCUCCAAACCACUUUGUUACGUGCCCAAUCUCCAGGGAACCUCACAAGAUGCUCCUAGUAGAGCAGGCCAUUCAUCAUCUGCUUCACAUUUGGGCCAUUCAACCUGUGCCUCCAGGCCAAGUGGACAGGUUUUUUACUCUUGUCUCUUUAUUGUGCUAGUCUUCGGGGAACUGAAAAGCAAUCCUCGAUCUCAAAUUUCUAAAUCGAUUCAUCAGGUACAGAUUCAAAAUGCACUCUCUCCUGUCAAUCCUGGAGUGUGCAAAACACGAUCACCUCACAUCAGUGGACCUCAUGGAGGCUUACCUCUAUGUGCCCAUUCACAAGCAACACAGAUGUUCCUCCGCUUUGCCUAUGUGGUCCGUCACUUUCAGUAUCGGGUCCUCCCCUUUGGGCUGUCAGGGUUUUCCCAAACUCCUGUCAGUCGUAGCAGCCCACUUGCGAGCCAGACCCAUUCGGAUCAUGUGCUACCUGGAUGACAUUCUCCUGUUGUCCAGGUCACACAACUGGGCUCUUCAGGAUCUCCAGGACACCUUACAGGUGCUUCAGGAGGUGGGAUUCUCCAUCAAUCAGGAGAAGAGUCACCUUGUCUCCACCUCACAUCUGGUACACUUGGGAACCCUCAUCGAUUCUUCUCAGGGAAAGGUCUUCUUGUCUCAGGAACGCCAGAUCAGCCUCAGAGACCUGGCCAACGAGGUGUGAGGGAGACAGCUGGUCCCUCUUCUCCAGCUGUCUCAAUUGCUGGGGAAGAUGGUCUCAUACUUCUCCAUUGUUUCUUGGGUGCGGCUCCACAGCCGCUGCCUUCAAUGAUUUGCCAUUCCAGAAAACCAACAGCAACCAACCCCAGUGAAAGUCAGGUUGACUCCAGAGGUAAUCUAAUCUCUGGACUGGUGGAUCUCCCCAGCCAUUUCUCGGAGGUCCUUCUUCAGGGAAUCUCCACGUCUCAUAUUCAUGAUGGACGCAAGCUUAUUGGGAUGGGGAGCUCACCUGGAAGAUCAAGUGGCUCAGGGUCUCUGGUCCGAUUCUGACCUUUCUCACAGUAUGAAUUGGCUAGAGUUGAGAGCCAUCCAUCUGGUUCUCCUUCAUUUCCAAUCCUCACUUCUCAAUACACACAUGCUGAUUCAGGUGGACAACACAACGGCCAAGGUGCACGUCAACCGCCAAGGGGAAACGAGGGCGCUAUCUCUCACGAAUCUGCCUUUUGUCUAGGAAUCUGGGCGGAAGCCAAUCUUCUCUCUCCACACCGAACACAUCUCAGGCACAACAACACCCAGACAGAUUGAGCCGCACAACAAUCGACCCUGCGGAGUGGAGCCUGAACCGUCACAUCUUCAGACAGCUAUCGUCCAGGUAUGGGACUCCAGUGCUAGAUCUAUUCGCAAUGGUAUCCAACAGGCAGUUGCCCAGGUACCUGUCUCGUUACAGGGCACCAGGCGCAGAAGGGACAGAUGCCUUAAGGUGCAGAUGGCCUCACGGUCUCCUGUACGCCUUCCCUCCCUUCCCCGUUACAGAGGGUGAUUUGGAAAAUGAUAGAGGAAGACGCCGAACUCAUCCUAAUUGCCCAUCAUUGGCCGCAACAACCCUGGUAUGGUAUCUUCCAAUGAUAAUGUCCCCUUUUCAUCAGGGGUCCAUUCACCAUCCCAACUUGUCCUGGCUUCGCCUAACUGCAUGGAAACUGAGUGGGCGGUCUUGAGGGCGGCUAACCUUUCUGAGACUGAAAUUCGGAUUAUUCAGGCUUCUCGCCUGCCACUCACAGGAUCUAUGAAUCAAUGUGGAAGACCUUCACUACAUGGUGCUGCUCUUGAGAUGCCAUCCCCCUGAAGGCUUCGGUCCCCCAGGUUUUGGAGUUCUUGCAACAGGGGCUUGAUAAGGGGCUCUCGCCAAACACCUUAUGGCGACAAGUGUUAGCUCUCUCUUCGGUUCUCUCACUUCACCGAGAUGAACCUCUUUUCUUGCACCCUCAUGUCCACCGCUUCAUUAGGGGUGCGUCUAAUCUCUGUUCUCCUGUCAUACACCCUUUCCCCUUGUGGCAUCUAGCCAGGGUCCUUGACUUUCUUGCUGAACUCAUUGCAUCAUCUUACACUGAAGACAACCUUUCUGGUGGCCAUCAUGUUGUCAUGGCGAGUCUCGGAAUUGGCGGCCCUUUCCAUCCAAUCUGACCUGUGUAUUUCAUCCGGACCAUGUGGUCCUUUGCCUUGAUCCCACCUUUGUUCCAAAGGUAAAUUCGGUCUUUCAUUGAUCUCUAAACCUCUCUUCCAAAUUUCUGUCCUAAUCCUUCUCAUAGACUUGAACGCAAAUGGCACAGAUUAGACGUACUCUUAAGACCUGUAUUGCCAAGACGGCUGUCUUCAGGGCCCCCGAAGCUCUCUUCGUCUUUUUCCAUCCCACAAAUAAGGGGCUAAAAGCUUCUCCAUCAAUUGUUGGGCGCUGGAUCCGAUCUGCCAUUUCAAGAGCUUACCUGGCACAUCAUCUCACUCCUCCAUCAUCACGGCACAUUCCAUGCGCAGUGCAGCUAUGGUGGCAGCGUGGACAAGACAGGCCUUGGUGGAGAUCUGCAAGGCGGCCACCUGGACUACUACUACCCCCUUUAUCUGCCAUUAUAAGGUAGAUACAUAAGCUUCAGUGGAUGCGGCAUUUGGACGGUGGGUCCUUCAACAAGUUCUUCCCUCUUCAAGCUUCUAGCCCAGUCCCAUUCCCACCCAGGGACAGGCCUAGCUUUGGUAUGUCCCAUGCAUGACCGCUGUCUCCACCAACUUUGGAGAAUGGAGCAUUGGUUCAUACCUGAUAUGCCUUCUCUGGCCAGGUGGAGACAGUGGUCAUCCCCACUCUUUCAGGCUCUGGCCUAAUUUGCAGAGGGAGAUCUGGGAGAACUACUGGAGCAUCAAAGGGAUUGAGAGCAAUCGAAUAGCGCACAACAGUCUACUUAUCUCCGUCAAGAAAGCAGGAGGACACUCCUCAGAGGCGAUGACUUUGGUAGACUCAGUGCUAUUGGUUACUGGCUGAGUUAACCCAUGCA
Molecule: messenger RNA, 7218 nt
Organism: Thamnophis sirtalis
Lineage: Eukaryota; Metazoa; Chordata; Lepidosauria; Squamata; Natricidae
Source: RefSeq, a predicted model, not a curated record